CGCGCGGCCACGGCGCUGCUGAACUCGUCGGUGGCGGAGCCCAUGGUGUGGCCGUCGCCGCUCAAGUUCAUCAGCGAGCUGGGGGCAGACGCGAGGGCGCUCCUGGAGGCGGCCCUUGUCGAGGCCAAUAGGGAGCGGGAGAAGAAGAUCGUCAAGGGCACCAAGUACUCGGACUCCUCGCCGACGCUCUCCGACGCCGGCGCCGGCGACGACGACGACGUGGACGACCAGGAGGACAAGGAGGUGUGCAGCAUCUGCUUCGAGCAGGCGUGCAGCAUCGAGGUGGAGGACCGCGGGAACCGGAUGUGCGCCGCCUGCACGCUCGUGCUCUGCUGCCACAGCAAGCCCAACCCAGCCACGCUACAGCCGCCGGCCUGCCCCUUCUGCCGCAGCUGCAUCUCCCGGCUUGUCGUCGUCGACUCCAAGGCUAAGGCCGUCGCGGUUGCGGGCGCCGGCGACGAGGCUGACGAGAAGCCGGCGUCGCCGCGUCUGAGCCGGAGGAGGUCACGGACGAGGUCCCGCGAGGGGAGCAGCAACUUCAAGGGCCUCUCGUCGGCCAUGGGGUCCCUGUCUAGCAAGAUCGAGCGUGGCUCCGGCAGGCUGGUCGGCGACGGCGACGGUGCGUUCCUGGACAAGCUGGAGCACGACCUCCCUUGA
Aegilops tauschii subsp. strangulata is the source of this 657-nucleotide messenger RNA. Its product is annotated as E3 ubiquitin-protein ligase XB3-like. The record is from RefSeq and is a predicted model, not a curated record. Lineage: Eukaryota; Viridiplantae; Streptophyta; Magnoliopsida; Poales; Poaceae.